Habropoda laboriosa is the source of this 1494-nucleotide messenger RNA. It is a transcript of the gene Nup62, whose product is annotated as nuclear pore glycoprotein p62. The transcript has 5 exons. Gene Ontology annotation, molecular function: phospholipid binding; structural constituent of nuclear pore. Gene Ontology annotation, cellular component: nuclear pore; nuclear pore central transport channel. NCBI's taxonomy places the organism in Eukaryota, Metazoa, Arthropoda, Insecta, Hymenoptera, Apidae. The record is from RefSeq and is a predicted model, not a curated record. Gene Ontology annotation, biological process: RNA export from nucleus; protein import into nucleus. Bases 152 to 1489 code for a protein of 445 amino acids.
GUUAACUGUAAAGUAGUUGUUUGUAAAAUUUAAAAAUAAGAAACAUAAUGUGUAACAGCUGAAACUUCUAAACGAAAAUUAACGUAUCUAAAACCUAACCUCAACUUUAAAUAUAUAUCAUUAUAUAGGUGAUAUAACAUAAAAAAUAAAAAUGAGUUUCACAUUCAACGCUGCAAAGUCCCAAGCCAGUACAACUCCAGCAGGCAGUACUCCAACUACAACUUUUACAUUUGGAGCUACUGGUGCUGGAGAUGCAGCAAAACCAACAGGAUUUUCCCUUACAUCUACACCUGUACAAAGUAAACCUGGUAGUGUAUUUGGUGCUGCAUUAAGUAAUCCUGUCCAAAAUACUGGAUAUAUUUUUGGGACACCUGCUUCCACUCCUGCAAAUACUGCACCUCUACAACCACCAGGUCUAACAUUUGGUGCUGUUGCAACAGCAGCUACAGGCUGCCAACACCAACACUUUAUACCAACACCAGCUGCAAGUACCCUAAGUUUCAGUUUAGGAGGCACUGUAACUGCUACAACAACAACAGCAACAUCAGCUUUUGCAUCUAAACCACUUACUGGUGGAUUUGGCUUGGGAGGUGGUGAAGCUGCUGCAUCCACUGCUACCACUGGCUUAACAUUUGGUACACCAAGUACAAUGGCAGCAAGAACUGGGUUUAGCCUUUCUGCAGCACCUGCUGCAACUACAACAGGGACUACAACCACAACAACAACAACAGGCUUUCCAUUAAGUGCAAGUGGAACAACCUCUGCUGCCACAAGAUUCACUUUCGGUACAGGUACAACUGCAACUAGUACAACAGGAUUUUCUUUAAACCAAACUGCUGCUACACCAAGUCUCACAAGUACCCAAGCAUCAUUGGGAACAACUACUACUGUUAGUUCAUCUGCUGGUACACUUCAACUAGCUUCUAUAAGCUCAUUUGAAGAUUCCAUCAACAAGUGGACCUUGGAACUAGAGGAACAAGAAAAAGUAUUUGUAAAUCAAGCUGCCCAAGUAAAUGCUUGGGAUAAAUUACUUAUAACUAAUGGAGAGAAAAUAGUAGCACUUAAUCAGGAAGUUGAAAAAGUGAAGAUUGAGCAGCAACAAUUAGAACACGAAUUGGACUAUGUCGUUGGCCAACAAAAAGAGUUGCAAGAUUGUUUAGUCCCAUUGGAAAAAGAAUUGGCGUCUCUUUCAGUUUCUGAUCCAGAACGUGAAUACACGUAUCGUUUAGCAGAAGACCUAGACACGCAAUUAAAACGAAUGUCGGAAGAUUUGAAAGAAAUCAUCGAACACUUAAAUCAAGCCAAUCGUACUCAAGAUUCCAGCGAUCCAAUCGUUCAAAUCGGCAAAAUAUUGAACGCACACAUGAACAGUUUGCAGUGGUUAGACCAGCAGACGACGUUGCUCAGUCACAAGAUACAACAAAUUGAUCAGAUGCAUCAGAACUUCAGACAAGAAAAUGAACGAAGUUUCAGUUUAGCGUAUAAUUAAUGUUA